CCCUUUUUGUGGGCAGCACCAAAGAAGAAGACAUCCCACUCAAAGAAACGCAUGAGAGCAUCCAAUAAAGGUCUGCCUACAAAGGAGAAUGUGGUCGGCUGUCCUGGUUGCGGAAACAGCAAACUUCUUCACCAUCUCUGCAAGCACUGUUACGGCGAUAUCAAGCAAAAGACCAAG
Molecule: messenger RNA, 177 nt
Organism: Phycomyces blakesleeanus NRRL 1555(-)
Lineage: Eukaryota; Fungi; Mucoromycota; Mucoromycetes; Mucorales; Phycomycetaceae
Exons: 1
Biological process (GO): translation
Cellular component (GO): mitochondrial large ribosomal subunit
Molecular function (GO): structural constituent of ribosome
Source: RefSeq, a predicted model, not a curated record